CUGAACCAACCCUCACUCACAUUACUUUCAACAUUCCGACGACCUUACAAGCGGCGGCGGCGAUGGGCGGCGGCGGCGUUAAGACACUCGAUACGGCUUAUGUGAAGCCGGGGAAGGCGGCGGCGGCGGCGGGGCGACGGGAGUGCCAGCUGGUGACCUUCGAUCUGCCUUAUUUGGCGUUCUUCUACAACCAGAAGCUUCUGGUGUACGCGGCAGAGGAUGUCGCCGGCGGCGGCUUCGACGGCGUCGUGGGGCGGCUGAAGGAGGGGCUGGCGGCGGCGCUGGAGGAGUUUUACCAGCUGGCAGGGAGGCUGGAGAAGGACGAGGAGGGGGUUUUCAGGGUGGCGUAUGAUGACGAUAUGGAGGGGGCGGAGAUCGUCACGGCGGCGGCGGAGGAGGUCGCCGUCGGCGAGGUCGCGGCGGAGGAAGGGACUUUGAAGCUGAAGGAGCUCCUGCCGUACAACGGCGUUCUUAAUUUGGAAGGCCUCCACCGCCCUUUGCUAGCUGUCCAGCUCACUAAAUUAAAGGAUGGGGUAGCGAUCGGGUGUGCCUUCAACCACGCUGUACUCGAUGGAACCGCCACGUGGCACUUCAUGACCUCAUGGGCUGAGCUGUGCCGUGGGGCCCACUCCAUUUCCGUCCCUCCAUUUCUCGAGCGCACCAAGGCGCGCAACACCCGAGUCAAGCUCAAUCUCUCAAAGCCAUCGGACGCUCCAGAGCACGCCAACUCAGCAUCAACCGAAUCCAACGGCGACGCUGCGCCGCCGGCGCUGCGGGAGAAGGUCUUCAAGUUCCCGGAGUCCGCCGUCGACCAGAUCAAGUCAAAGCUCAACUCCGCCGCGGCCGCCGCCGGCGAUUCGAAGCCGUUCUCGACGUUCCAGUCGCUGUCGGCGCACAUCUGGCAGGCCGUCAGCCGCGCCCGCCGCCUCGCCGCCGAGGAGUACACGGUGUUCACCGUCUUCGCCGACUGCCGGAAAAGAGUCGACCCGCCGAUGCCGGAAACCUACUUCGGAAACCUGAUUCAGGCGAUCUUCACCGUCACCGCCGCCGGUCUGGUCCUCUCCAACCCGGCCGAGUUCGCCGCCGGUCUGAUCCGGUCCGCCAUCGAGUCACACGACUCGGCGGCGAUCACUAAACGGAACGAGGAGUGGGAGAAAAACCCGAUCAUUUUCCAGUACAAGGACGCCGGCGUCAACUGCGUCGCUGUCGGCAGCUCGCCCCGGUUCAAGGUGUACGACGUCGAUUUCGGGUUCGGCCCGCCGGAAACGGUCCGGAGCGGUUCGAACAACCGGUUCGAUGGGAUGGUUUAUCUUUAUCCGGGGAAGACCGGCGGGCGGAGCAUAGACGUGGAGAUUAGCCUGGACCCGAAGGCCAUGGAGCUCCUGGAGAAGGACAAGGAGUUCCUGUUCAUGGAUGCUUGAAUUAUUGCAGUAAAUUUAUUUUACCUUACAUCGUUAAUUUCCUCGUUGAAAUUAUUAAAUAGUACUAUUUUAUGUGUUUGGUUUUAAUUAUUGCAUGUGGAGUUUAAUAUUGUUUUAAUGAGUGCAUUUAAUUAUUUUAAUUAAGCUUGUUGUACUUUAUCUAUAUGUUACUGUGUCAUGUUUUUUAAAAGCUUCAUUUGAAGUAAUGAAAAUUAUACUCCCUUCCUCUCA
Messenger RNA from Andrographis paniculata, 1652 nucleotides. RefSeq names its product BAHD acyltransferase DCR. The record is from RefSeq and is a predicted model, not a curated record. Lineage: Eukaryota; Viridiplantae; Streptophyta; Magnoliopsida; Lamiales; Acanthaceae. Bases 63 to 1421 code for a protein of 452 amino acids. The transcript is spliced from 2 exons.